Molecule: messenger RNA, 3101 nt
Organism: Eriocheir sinensis (Chinese mitten crab)
Lineage: Eukaryota; Metazoa; Arthropoda; Malacostraca; Decapoda; Varunidae
Product: dnaJ homolog subfamily A member 2-like
Exons: 9
Coding region: 92-1327 (411 amino acids)
Biological process (GO): response to heat; protein refolding
Cellular component (GO): cytoplasm; cytosol
Molecular function (GO): Hsp70 protein binding; ATP binding
Source: RefSeq, a predicted model, not a curated record
ACCAUCAUACAAGGAGGAUCGGAUCCCCUAUGAGUGAGGAGGGAGCAGGCGCGGCGGAAGCUUCCAGUACACGACACAGACAGGACUAACGAUGGCGGACAACAAGCUGUACGAUGUAUUGGGGCUCUCCAGGAACGCCUCAGACUCCGAAAUCCGUAAAAACUACCGCAAGCUUGCCAAAGAGUAUCACCCGGAUAAGAACCCGGCUGCUGGUGACAAGUUCAAAGAAAUUUCUUUCGCCUAUGAAGUGUUGACUGACCCACAGAAGCGUGAAAUUUAUGACCGUUAUGGACUCAAGGGAUUGCAGGAAGGUGACACUGGGCCAGGAGCAGAAGACCUAUUCGGUCACUUCUUCGGGGGUGGCGGGCCGUUUGGAGGAUUGUUUGGAGGCUUUGGUGGCGGCAUGCGAGGGCCAAGAAGAGGACCAAAGAAGGGAGAGAAUACCAUCCACAGGCUAAAAGUGUCUUUAGAAGAUAUGUACAAUGGCAAGGUGUCAAAACUUCAGCUCUCCAAAAACACCAUCUGCACUUCUUGUGGAGGUGAGGGCGGGCCACCUGGAGCGCUGCAGCCCUGCCGAACCUGCAACGGCCGGGGUAUCAAAGUCACCAUAACCCAGCUGGGCCCUGGGAUGGUGCAGCAAAUGCAGAGUCGGUGUCCAGCAUGCGAUGGCGAAGGUGAGGUGAUAAAUGAGCGCGACCGCUGCCAGACGUGCUUAGGCCGCAAGGUGGUGCAACAGACCAAGCUGCUGGAGGUGGCAGUAGACAAGGGGAUGAAGGAUGAGCAGCGCAUCUCCUUCCACGGUGAGGGAGACCAGAUGCCGGGGGUGGAGCCUGGCGACGUCAUCAUUAUUCUUCAGGAAAAGCCACAUGAAGUAUUUCAGCGAAGUGGAUCUGAUCUUAUGAUGAAGAAGACCAUUACACUUACUGAAGCCCUGUGUGGAUUCACUACAGUAGUGGAUCAUUUAGAUGGCAGGAAGAUUGUUAUCAACCACCCACCUGGCUCAGUUUUAGUCCCAGGCUGUGUACGUGGUGUUGUUGGUGAGGGCAUGCCAUUGUACAAGAAUCCAUUUGAAAAAGGAGACCUUUAUAUUCGCAUAGAAGUAGAUUUCCCCGAUAAUUACUUUGCCCCUGAACCAAAGUUAAAGGAACUGGAAGCUCUCUUGGGAGGACGCCCGCCAGCUGAAAAGAUUCCAGCUGAUGCCGAGGAAGUGAACAUGACUGAAUAUGAAGAUAAUGGCGGGCCCAGCGGCUCCCGGGGCCAGUGUUACGAUGAAGACGACGAUCACCACCACAUGGGUGGCCAGCACGUACAGUGUGCACACCAGUAAGGGAGGGGAGGUAGUGCUUGCGGUCCAUUGAUUCUUUAUUUCUUCUUUUUUUCUGGUCAGGUUGCCAGGAGAUACCUGCGUCAUCAUGGUUUUGGUUGUAGUACUGGAGCUCCUCAGCGGUAGUCAUGCAUCCUUGUGUAGCAGACUGUAUGCAUUAUACACGUGAUAACAUGUGCGUUCUGGUUCCAUGCAAAUACUUUUGUGUAUCCGUCUGCAGUGGCGUUUACUGGUUAUGUUCGUGUGCUGGAAAACCAUAGUCACUUCAUGUUUAUUUAUUAAUGUUGUGUCUAUCUAUAUGGAAAUGAAGACUAUUCUUUUUACUUUUUUAUGUACAGCUUGCUUUACUUUUGAAGUCCUUACGAGCUACCUACAGUGAAAUCAUUUUUCAUGUUUACCUCAGCAUUUAAAAUACAUGGUGAAAGGAGCUGCAGUUUGAUAAUUCCUUACCGUGAACGAGACUUGCAAUGUGUGGUGUAAGUUACAUACAGACUAAGACGUACAAGUCUGCCACUAACAUGCAAGAAAUCUCCAGCCUGGCAAAAUGAGCAUAUUCUGUGAUACAGCAUAAGUGAGGCUCUGCAACCAAAAGGCUAACAAUCCUCCAGUGUGGCUGCUUUUGUUUUGGUUUACAGUACCAAAGUUCAUACCCUGGAUGAGGCAGAGUUGGCCAUUGCUUUGGUUUUGUGUCAUGAGAAGUCUGUCAUCAAUAUCCCCCAGAAGUUUUAUUGAAAUUUUCUCUGGAAUAGUUCUAUGACACCUUGAGUGAAGCAUCAUUAUGGAGAGAUUUACAUUAAAUAGUAAUGCUGAAGGAAGCUUGAUAUUAUUUAAAUUAUUUACUAGAUUUUAGCAACCAAAAUACAGCAGUUGUUAUUGUAAGAGUGAAGGUAUUAGCACAGGCUUCAGUGCUAUACUUCAAGUUAUCUCAAUUGAUUCACUUUUAUUGGAAAAUGUUAAGAUAGAGUUAUAGGUAUUGACUAUUUGGCUUUCAGGUGCUCAUAGCUCUUUUAUUAGAUAUUCAUAUCUUGAGCAAGGAAUCAUUGUAAUAGAUACUACAAUGAUCUGAACUCAAAAUAUUUACCAUAAGAGUUAAUAACAAUGAUACAGAGUGCCUGCCCAAACCUUGUGACGCAAGAGGGGGUUCUGGUACUGGCAGGCAGGCUAAAGUCUUUUCUAAGAUACCAAGAGUGGAGGUGCAGACAGGAGUCAAAGGACAUGUUAUUUUGGUGGCCUGGUCACAUCCUCUAACCCUCAUGAUAGUAAAGGGGUGGGCUGUAACUAUUUUAUGAGCAAUGUUGGUUAUCUUGGCAUGCAGCACCACUUAAUGCUCCAUAAAUAUCCAAACCCUUUAGCUGGACACUGAAGGAGGAUUAUUGGGAGUGUAUCUGCAUUAGUAAUGUGUCCUGUAUCUCCUGUUGGCAGUUUUUACAUUUUCAGAAAUAUUGGACCAUGAAUGCAUGCCAUAGUGGUACAAAAUGACUUCAAUGUAUUGAUUGAUGUUCUUUAUUUUUACAUGGCAAACAUUCCUUCUAACAUAGUUUAUGUUUCAUGUUAAUUAAGCAUCCUGUGUUUAUUGUGUUGUGUUACUGUGUUCCACAUCUCAUCAGUUGGCCAAAUGUCAAGAGCAACUGCAAAGAAAAGCUUGUGUUGAUGAGUUGCUGCAGUUCAUGAUCUUUUAUUGUUCAUGCAUAAAGGAGUAGCAUCUACUGUUGAAGACGUUGUGUGGCAUUAAAGAGCUUUUUGGAUUUCCAUUGGAAACAAGCUAAAAAUAAACAUA